AUGUCUUCUAUGUCUAAAAAACAGGACAAAAUCAAUGUUCGUGUGGCAGUAAGGGUUAGACCGAUGAGCGAUGCUGAACGUGCCGACAAUGCGACGUCCAUCGUGAAAGUCGAAGAGAAGAAAAUGACGGUCACUUGUAAAUCGAAGGUUUACGGAACUUCUGCUAAUCAGGAGCGCAUUUACAAGGAAAUGGUUUCCCCACAAGUGGAGAGAGUCCUUGCUGGAUACAACUGCACUUAUGGACAAACUGGGACGGGGAAGACAUACACGAUGGAAGGUGGCUGUGCUAGCGAUGCUUCUUAUAAAAAUGACCCUACAACUGGAAUCAUCCCUCGUGCUGUUGAGCAUAUUUUUGAAGAGCUAGAAAAGUCGAAUACCGAAGAGUACAGCAUACGAGUUAGUUAUCUUGAGCUGUACAAUGAGGAAUUGUAUGACUUACUAGCUCCUACAUCAGAUGACCGAGAGCGUCUGAGAAUAUUUGACGACCCAUCGAAAAAGGGUAUGGUAGUGGUAUCUGGUGCGGAGGAGCUGCCAGUGAGGAAUCGUUUUGAAGUGUACAAUCUUUUAAAAAGAGGAGCUGACAGACGAGUAACUGCUGCCACUCUCAUGAAUAUGAAUUCUAGUCGUUCUCAUUCAAUCUUCACAGUUAGCGUUGUUCUUAGAGAGAACACUCAGAAUGGGGAGGAACUGGUGAAGCAGGGUAAACUUAAUUUGGUUGAUCUCGCUGGGUCAGAACACAUAGGUCGAUCUGGAGCUGAAGGCAAACGGGCUAAGGAGGCAGGAAAUAUCAACCAGUCACUGCUCACCUUGGGUCGCGUUAUCACUGCCCUGACAACAUCUGCUCCUCAUGUGCCCUAUAGAGAAUCUAAACUCACACGUCUCCUACAGGAUAGUCUUGGUGGUAGCACUAUUACGUCCAUCAUAGCUACGUUAUCACCAGCAUCUACUAAUUACGAGGAGAGUGUAUCAACCUUAGAGUAUGCUGCAAGAGCAAAGUCCAUACGCAAUCAUCCAGAAUGUAAUCAGACCUUAACCAGGAAAGCGCUACUUAAGGAAUAUAAUGAAGAAAUCGAAAAGCUCCGAAGAGAUCUUCGCUCUGCUCGCGAAAAGAACGGCAUUUUCCUUAGCCAAGAGAGCUACACUGGCAUGGAAAAUGAGAUCGCGACGAAAACGGAACAACUUCGAGAAUUAGAAGGACAACUGGAUGCUGCUAUCAAAAAACUUCAAAAGGUAUGUUGA
Angiostrongylus costaricensis is the source of this 1239-nucleotide messenger RNA. The record is from the annotation of a GenBank genome assembly. NCBI's taxonomy places the organism in Eukaryota, Metazoa, Nematoda, Chromadorea, Rhabditida, Metastrongylidae.